Ilyonectria robusta is the source of this 2237-nucleotide messenger RNA. Its product is annotated as heterokaryon incompatibility protein-domain-containing protein. Bases 1 to 1851 code for a protein of 616 amino acids. The transcript is spliced from 3 exons. The record is from RefSeq and is a predicted model, not a curated record. NCBI's taxonomy places the organism in Eukaryota, Fungi, Ascomycota, Sordariomycetes, Hypocreales, Nectriaceae.
AUGGAAGAAAGAUACAUCUACAGGCCCCUUGAUAGGGAUAAUGGCGAGAUCCGCCUCGUCAAACUCGAAAUGUCGGCGGAUGACGACGACAUCAGCUGCGAACUCUUGACAGUUCCGCUGGCUUCUGCUCCUCCCUAUGAAGCCCUCUCAUAUACAUGGGGAUCACCACUCAACAAACACAAGAUAUCAAUAGACGGCACACCUUUUCAAGUCACGGGAAAUCUCUUCGCCGCACUGCAACAUCUGCGAAAUCCAACAAGCCUACGCGAAAAUGUCCCCGUUCGCUACCAGGAAUCGCACCGUCUGCUGUGGAUCGAUGCUAUCUGCAUCAACCAGGAGGACAUUGAUGAGCGCAACUUCCAGGUCCGGCUCAUGUGGCAUAUUUAUGCUAUCGCGGGCCAGGUGUCUGUCUGGCUUGGCGAAGAGGCCGACGAUAGUGCAGUGGCGAUGGAGAUGAUAAGGCUUCUUGCGAAGAACUAUGAUAUUCAGGACACCUAUGCACCGAUGCAUCUACUGCUCAUGCUUCACGGCUCUUCCUUUGGCAACCACACCAACCCGCAGGAUCCGUCCGAGUGGGUUGCCGUGCAGAAGCUCCUUGAAAGACCCUGGUGGCGACGCGUCUGGGUGAUUCAAGAAGUGGCUGCUUCGAGGGAGCAUCCUGUCUGGGUUGGCUGUGGCGAGUCAUGGCUGCCGUGGGAUGCCUUCAUGGAAGCUGCUCUCGGCAUAGAGAACAUGAAAGGCCACCCUUUCUUUGAAAGAGUGAAUAGGCUGGGUGAGGGAACGAAAUGGAUUAUCGACAAGGCGACUUUAAAAGUUGCUCCCGAUGGGAAUCAAGAGCGCAGGGAUAACUGGGGUGGACUGGUGAACUAUCUUCACUUGACGAGAUCCUACAGCGCCACGGAUCCUCGUGACAAGGUAUUUGCACUCCUAGGCCUCGUACCUCGACUCGGCAUCAUCCCUGACUACAAAGAACCGGUGGAGCAAGUCUUUGGAAACCUGGUAAGGGAGAGCAUACGCGCGACCCAUUCCUUGAUGAUGCUCCUGCUGCAGCGAAAGCCACGCCGACUCACGCUUCCUUCGUGGGUACCGGAUCUCUCGACCGAGAUAGAUGGCGAGCUCGCGGAUGGAAAUAGCUGGCACAACAUGGGUAUCGGCACCGUCCCUUGCCGGCUUGUGGAAGAUGAUCCACCGAAUCAACUCACCGUCAGUGGGUUUAUAUACGAUAAACCACUGGUGUUGGCAGAGACGUGGACAUCAGGAAAGGACGAGCGGCAAUCUUCAGCAUACAAAGUCAUCCAAGACUAUUCCAAACUACUCGAAGAGACUGACGCCCAGCACUUCCCCCGCAAGCCAGGGAACCACCGCCAAGAAUGCUUCUGGCGGACCCUCAUCUGGAACGCCACAGAAGGGGAUCGAUACCCGGCACCUGAUACCUACGAAGCAGGCUUUCAACGAUUCAAAGGUGGCAACGACGUGCUCAUUAACUUGUCAAAUCCAUCCACGGAUGCAGCCGACCAUCAAAAGAUUGCGCCUGCAGACGAAGGGCGUGAAUUCUACAACGCUCUCGUGAGGCAUGCGCUGAACAGGCGCUUCUUUAUCACGACCAGGGGGAACUUGGGUUCUGGACCGGCGGAUAUGCGCGAGGGCGACCACAUUUGCGUGCUAUUGGGUUCCAAGGUGCCGGUGAUUUUGAGGGACGUCGAAGAGAGGCCCGGAUAUUAUGGGUAUGUCGGCCAUGCGUACGUGCAUGGAAUCAUGCAUGGGGAAGCGCUGGCGUUGUUGGACUCGGAGGCUGAUACGGACAGGGAUGGGUCGAGGUGGAUUGGGAUUCGGCCGAUUUGUUUGAUUUGAGUAUUAUUUGGUGUAGGGAUUUCAGUAUUAUGAGUGUUUGUCUCCGCGCGUCCCUCCUCGAACUCUCUACCACCGUAAGCUCUUCUUUUUAUUGAGCCGGGCACCACUCAGCAGUUAGGGUACCAGUCUGGACAUGGCAAUGACCACGGGUUACCAUUGCCGAUAGAGCGCCCGCAAGCGGGCAUAUUCUACUCACGAGGCCACGAUUUCAAGGUCUCGUCUUGAGCGGCUGCUGGACAGACAGCGUCGUCAACAAGAGCCAUCACAUACCGACUUCUAGGCGAGCUUAAACCAACCACAACACAUCAUUCAUGGUUCCCUCACUCAAACCAUUUCCGCAUCAGAUGGUUUAUAGUUCAAUUGCCAUAUCGAUUGAUUCAUUCAAC